AUGGGAAACAUUAUGUUCGAUCGAUAUGACGAAGUACAACUGGCAGUUCAAGAGAAGAAGGCAGCGUUCAAGAAAUGGCUUGGAAAAAGAGCCUUCUACUCGCGUGCGAUAUGUCGAGGCACGAAAGGCGGCAGCCAAAGCAGUGCCGUAAGACCUCCAAUUGCAAAGAGAGAUUCGAUUAAAGAAAAGGCAGUUGAGCAAAUGGAGAUGUUCAAGUUCCUCGGAAUCGUGUUUACUAGUGACGGCAAAUUUGAGGAAGAGAUCGACCGGCGAAUUGGAGUAGCCUGUGGCGUUCUGCACGAACUAGGCGGAUUCACUGUGACUAAAGCAGAGCUCAGUCUGAAAACUAAGCUUUCAGUGUUCACGUCGAUCUUUAUCCCCAUGGUUACCUGCGGUCAUGAGUGGUGGACAAUGAAUUAA
Molecule: messenger RNA, 420 nt
Organism: Soboliphyme baturini
Lineage: Eukaryota; Metazoa; Nematoda; Enoplea; Dioctophymatida; Soboliphymatidae
Source: the annotation of a GenBank genome assembly